CGAAAUUUGGUUACCAUUUUGUCGUUGAAUGCUCUCGUUUGUUUGUCCAAUCGGACAGAAUGGAUAAAGCGUCACAGGCAGCAAAACGCAGGCAAGAUAAACACCACAAGAAGGUUCCACCACCGAAGCCGGCUAAGGCCAAACAGACGGAGAAACCGAAGGCACCGGAUGUACAGCACACGGCACCACUCGUUGUCGUGGAAGCUCGCUAUUCGAAGCGCCAGAUUGAACAGAAUUGGACCGAACAGCGAGAGUUGCCAAAAGGCCGCAACGACGAUUCCGACGACGAACAGCUCGGGGCGGCUGAUUUUGAGAAAUUGCUAGAGCUGCCCGCCUCAUCCGGUGGACACUUUCUGCUCAGCUCCGAAAAGCAUUGGCUCGAGCCAGACUCUGGCCUACCGGGGACCGACGAGAAGGAUCGCUUCGGUCAGUACUUUCACAUCGACACAAAGCAGCUGAGAACCAGCCUCGGUGCCAUUCCGUUCUACCAGCGGUACGGAUACGACGAAGCACUCUUUGGUGCCCGGGAGUUGAAUUUAAUGCGACAGAAGGCGGAAACGAUAGCGCAAAAGUUGAAUCAGGCCAACACAAAUAUGAACAACUUCACGGAUUCUCAAAAGGUCAAAGAAACUACGUCCUUACCGGAGCGGCCUCGACCAACACCAUGUUUGGUGGGGAGCAUGGCACUUCCAAAGGAAACAAGCAAACCUUCCGAUCCGUAUAACGUGACACGGGAAACGGAUGCAGUCGUGGAGAAGAAAUUUGACGCACUUACCAUUGAACAGACAAUAACACAAGUAACGGCGGUGGAAACGGUACCUGAAACUUCCAUCGUAAAACCCGAACACAGCCCGAAGUCAGUCCCGCCUUCAACGAAAGAUACGAAAGAAGAUAUCCAGCAAUGGUUAGACGACAUACUUGAAUUGUAGGAUGCCAAAGUUGAUUCUACGCAUAU
Anopheles bellator is the source of this 955-nucleotide messenger RNA. RefSeq lists its product as uncharacterized. Lineage: Eukaryota; Metazoa; Arthropoda; Insecta; Diptera; Culicidae. The record is from RefSeq and is a predicted model, not a curated record. Gene Ontology annotation, biological process: negative regulation of G2/M transition of mitotic cell cycle. The transcript is spliced from 2 exons. The coding region runs from base 60 to 929 and encodes 289 amino acids.